UGUAUAUUACAUCAGGUGAUCAGUCUGUCCUCGAUAUCACAACCCAGCCGCACCCGACAGAGAGCAGUGUAGAUCAUGAUCGGCUCGAUUGUAGCUGUUUUGUUGCUCAUGGCCUCAAGCGUGGAGGUUAUUAGCGCAGCGACAUGCGCAUGUGGAAAGGUUACGGUUCACAUCCGGUCAGGACCCGGAACUACCCAUGGCACGAUAGGGAACAUCUACCCCGGGUUCUGUUACCAGUUUAAGGGAGAUGAGAGCAAAGCCAGUGGUUAUGAGUGGGCACACAUUGACUAUGAUGGGAAGGACGGGUGGGUUGCGGAGAACUACGUGGACUUGAAGACGUGUCCGUCGUCAGUGACGUCACACCCAAACAGCGGAACACACACUGGAACACACACGGGCAGCAGUACCCACGCCGGCUGUCCUCGAAUCAUCUCCAAGUCUGAAUGGGGAGCCCGGACGCCCAAGGCCGGCCAACUACAUCUCCACGGCGCUGUGAAAUACGCCUUCAUCCACCACGGCGCUAGUGCUGCCUGUCACACCGAGGCGUCAUGUGCUGCCAUGGCGAGGGCCUAUCAGAGAGACCAUAUGGACUCACGUGGUUUCAACGACGUUGGGUACAGCUUCCUGAUCGGCGAGGACGGCAACGCCUACGAGGGACGUGGUUGGGAUAUCGUCGGCGCUCACACAAAGGGCUAUAACUCUGUCGGACUUGGGUUCUGUAUGAUGGGCAACUAUAUGGAACGCCUCCCCAACUCCAAGGCCCUGGACACGGUCCAGAUGUUGAUAGCCUGUGGGGUGGCUAAAGGCAAGAUCCAGACCAACUAUAUUCUCAGGGGGCACCGUGAUGUUGGUGUCACCGCCUGUCCAGGGACCAAACUGUAUGCCCUCAUCAAGACGUGGCCUCAUUACUAGAAUGGAGACACGGGUGGUUUGAAUAGAUUCAGGAACAGCACAUUGUGCCGGAUGGUGACA
Messenger RNA from Haliotis rubra (blacklip abalone), 972 nucleotides. Its product is annotated as peptidoglycan recognition protein 1-like. The coding region runs from base 76 to 912 and encodes 278 amino acids. The transcript is spliced from 6 exons. The record is from RefSeq and is a predicted model, not a curated record. Gene Ontology annotation, molecular function: N-acetylmuramoyl-L-alanine amidase activity; zinc ion binding. NCBI's taxonomy places the organism in Eukaryota, Metazoa, Mollusca, Gastropoda, Lepetellida, Haliotidae. Gene Ontology annotation, biological process: peptidoglycan catabolic process.